CUAAAUCAGAAAAUUUUCUUGGUUAGAAUCGGAAGAUCCAAACAUCUUUUAAAGAUAGAUUAUUUAAGUUUAGGUGUUUAUCAUCUGCAACUCAGCAUGUCAGAUAUCUACGAUACAUAUUUAUCAAAAUUUCUUCCAGUAUGUGGACCUAAACUUUUAAUGACAACGCUAUUUCAUCCUGUGGAAUACUCCAAGGUUCUGAUACAGAUUGGUCAUGAGCCAAUAGCACCCAUAGAUGGCAGAAGUUUUUUCAAUAAACCAGUAAAGAAACUACCCAACAUUUUUAAAUAUGUCGGGCACAUCAAUAACAAAGACGGAUUUGUUGGAUGUUUUCGUGGACUUUCGCCUCGUUUGUGCACCUGUCUUCUGACAACCAUCGUUGCCAACGAAAUUGAAGAAUAUUUCGAUGAUAAAAAUAAAGGGGAAUCAACUGCGACUGCAGAAGAAGAACCAUCGAAAGAAGUAGAACUGGUGAAUAAUUUGAAGAAGAAAUUAACCAUAAAUGUUGUCACCAUAACCAUAACUCAACCUCUGCACGUGAUCACUGUUAGAAUGAUGGCGCAAUUCGUUGGAAGAGAAACUAAAUACAGUGGGAUUUUCGGCUCAAUGUGGACCAUUUUCAAAGAAGAAGGAAUUCUGGGAUUCUUUGCCGGCUUUGUACCGCGACUUGUUGGCGAAGUGUCGUUUGUUCUUCUGUUUGAAACGGCGCUGUAUGCCGUCAAAAAACUGGUUGAAUCAGAGGACGGUAUCCCUGAUAACUUGGCUGGAAUCUUCUUAGAUUUCCUGAUUAGAAACUACCUUUAUCCGUUCCAUGUGUUGGAUACCUGUAUGGCUGUUAAUGGUUGUGGUCUGAUGGCAGGAAGUCCGCCAUGUAUGCCCCAUUACAAAAACUGGAUCGACUGCUACCAUCAAAUCAAAGCCGAUAAUCAACUGAACAGAGGUUCUAGCAUGUUGAUUAGGUAUGUUCCUGAGAAAAUUAAGGAGAAAAAGGCGGAAUAAAUGUGCAAAAACUCUUGAAUCAUUACACUAAAGUGCUGUCUAGUUAUUAUAAUUUUAAUGUCACAUUCUCAAACGUUGAACUGUGUGUUGGAUGUUCUAUUACUCUUAAAAUCCAUUAAUAUAUUAUAGAAUCGUUACAAGAAUCGACUGAUACGGUUUUGUUUAAGCAGCUAGCAAUAUCGCGAACUAGACGUUCAAUCUUAUUGUGCAAUAUAUUACCAGAGAGAAGCAACAGCGUAAGUAGAUAUCCCAUGGUAAAGGGCUUUUAUGUCGCAACUUUAACUGUUAUCUCAAGCCCAUAGUUCAUGUAUUUCUUUGCCGUGAAGCUGUGUGACACUGGUAGUCUCUCAUAUUGUGCCGUUCAUACACUCUCACCCCAACAAAACAGUAAAAUUCGACAAUAAUCAACAGUAAUCGGCUUGAGAUUGCGACAUAAAUUACCUAUACCAUGGGAUAUCUACUUACGCUAUUGUUUCUCUAUGAUAUUACCUACUUAACAUAUCAGACCGCAUUGCUAUUACAGUUGUGUGGUCUGAUGUUAUGAGUAGGUUUUAUACUGUACAAUAAUAUUGACCGUCUAGUUUUUGCUUAAAAUCAUGGUUGGAUAUUGUGUCAAGUCUUACAACGACAAAAGAAUGAAGUAGAAUGGUUGGAAAUAUGUAUCUGAAUGUUUCAUUCUUGUAAAAGAAACUAAUUUUUUAUUGAAUAAUGGUGAAUUGUUGAUAGGUAUUGAUUACUUUUGAGACUUUUAUGUUAAUUGAAAAUUGGGAAUAUAUUUUGAUUGAAGUUCUAUUGAAAUUUGAACUAAUUUUUAUUGUAUAAAGGUGAAUUGUUGAUAGGUAUUGAUUACUUUUGAGACUUUUAUGUUAAUUGAAAAUUGGGAAUAUAUUUUGAUUGAAGUUCUAUUGAAAUGUGAACUAAUUUUUAUUGUAUGAAGGUGAAUUGUUGAUAGGUUUUGAUUACUGUUGAGACUUUUAUGUUAAUUGAAAAUUGAU
Molecule: messenger RNA, 1994 nt
Organism: Nilaparvata lugens (brown planthopper)
Lineage: Eukaryota; Metazoa; Arthropoda; Insecta; Hemiptera; Delphacidae
Product: mitochondrial carrier homolog 2
Exons: 7
Coding region: 97-999 (300 amino acids)
Source: RefSeq, a predicted model, not a curated record